AUGCGUACAUUUAACGACACAUUCAUACUGUUUGGUAGUGUCUUCAACAAAGAUCUAUGGAUGACAAAGUUAGUUUUCUGUUCCAGUGCCAUGUUUGAAGCAUGGUGUCGAUGUAUUGUGUGUCACAUUUCAACUACUGAAGUGGAUGGUGCCACGAACUGUCCCCAGUUUGGAUGUAAAAGCAUUGGGCAUGUUUCGAUGCCGUUACAUGUCCAUUAUUCGACUGCACGAUACUUCGAACCUUGGAAUAGGUGA
Pochonia chlamydosporia 170 is the source of this 255-nucleotide messenger RNA. RefSeq lists its product as hypothetical. The record is from RefSeq and is a predicted model, not a curated record. Gene Ontology annotation, biological process: regulation of DNA-templated transcription. The transcript has a single exon. The coding region runs from base 1 to 255 and encodes 84 amino acids. Gene Ontology annotation, cellular component: nucleus. Gene Ontology annotation, molecular function: zinc ion binding. NCBI's taxonomy places the organism in Eukaryota, Fungi, Ascomycota, Sordariomycetes, Hypocreales, Clavicipitaceae.